This is a messenger RNA of Arachis stenosperma, 2049 nucleotides long. RefSeq lists its product as uncharacterized. The record is from RefSeq and is a predicted model, not a curated record. The transcript has 6 exons. Gene Ontology annotation, molecular function: RNA-DNA hybrid ribonuclease activity; nucleic acid binding. Lineage: Eukaryota; Viridiplantae; Streptophyta; Magnoliopsida; Fabales; Fabaceae. Bases 1 to 2049 code for a protein of 682 amino acids.
AUGGUAACAUUAAGAAAGAAUAACGGUAAGUGGAGGAUGUGUGUGGACUACACAGACCUCAAUAUGGCAUGUCCAAAGGACACAUACCCUCUCCCAUGCAUUGACAAACUGGUUGACAGUUCUUCCGGUUUCCAGUGUUUAAGUUUUAUGGAUUCCUAUUCUGGUGCUACAUACCAAAGACUCGUGGACAAAGUCUUCUCAAACCAAAUCAGCCGAAACAUAGAAGUCUACGUCGAUGACAUGGUGGCAAAGACACCACAUGCAGAAAACCACAUCAAGAACUUAAAAGAAAUAUUCCAACAACUCCGAAUGUACAACAUGAAACUCAAUCCCGAGAAAUGCGCCUUUGGAGUGCAAGGUGAGAAAUUCAUUGGCUUUAUGCUCACCUGCCGAGGUAUUGAAGCCAACCCUGAAAAAUUCCAAGCAGUCCUAAACAUGAGAAGCCCAAAAACAGUCAAAGAGGUUCAACAAUUAAGUGGUCGAUUAGUAGCAUUAUCCAGGUUUUUACCAUGUGCACCUCACCGGUCACGUCACUUUUUCAAGACCCUGAGAAAACAACAAAGAUUCGAAUGGACAAAAGAGUGCAAAGAAGCAUUCACCAAGCUCAAAACAAUACUAUCAGAGCCAGCCAUACUUCAAACACUAGAGUCAGGUAAACCGUUGUUCCUAUAUUUAUCUGGUACUAAUCAUGCCAUCAGUUCUGUCUUGGUAACAGAAAUAGGAAAACAACAACAACCAAUAUACUUCGUCAGCAAAUCCCUCCAACACGCCGAGGUUAAAUAUCCAAAGCUAGAAAAGCUUGCCCUGGCCUUACCAGAACUUGCUGGAAGGUUAAUCAAAUGGUCAAUUGAACUAUCCGAGUAUGACAUCCAAUACCAAUUGCGAGGAGCCUUGAAGUCCCAAGCACUCGUAGACUUCGUGGCAGAGUUCAUGGCAGAUGAGCCUAAUCCGACCAAAAAUACUUGGACGCUAUACGUCGAAGGAGCCUCAAACAACAAAGGCUCAGGGGCAGGAAUCCUACUUGAGGACGAACACGACACAACUUUGGAACAAUCUCUACAAUUCACUUUCCACGCAAGCAACAAUCAAGCAGAGUAUGAAGCACUCAUAGCAGGAGUGAAGCUAGCCCAUACAAUAGGCGUAACACAAUUGCGCGUCAAGUGUGACUCCUUACUUGUGGUACAACAGGUAACAGGUAACUUCCAGGAAGAAGACUGGCGAACACCUCUUAUACGUUACCUACAAACAGGUGACAUACCUAAUGACAUCCACAAUGAAAUAAAAUUCAAAAGAAGAGCAGGUUUCUACACGCUGCUAGGUUCUGAGCUAUACAAGCGAGGCUUCGUGAUACCUUUCCUUAAAUGCCUAAACAUGGCAGACGCUAAGUUAGCAGUGGACGAAGUUCACGAAGGCAUUUGUGGAACACACAUAGGAGGACGAAGUCUAGCUUCUAAAAUCCUCCGAGCUGGUUACUAUUGGGCAUGUACAAGGUCCAACACUGCGACCAUUGUUAAAGACAUGCACCAAUUAUCCACAACUCAGUCGAGCAGUUGCGUUCGUCAGAGAAGCAAUACCGUUGGCAAAAAUAACUUCCGAAAAAUGAUCUCUUUUGUAUGGAAACAUAUACUCUGCCGAUUUGGUAUUCCUCAAUCCAUUAUAACUGAUAAUGAACACUCACAAACUAACGGACUAGCUGAGGUUGCCAAUAAGAUCAUUUUACAGGGCCUCAGAAAGAAACUCGAAGAUUUCAAAGGAGAAUGGGCCGAGCUUAUCCCAGAAGUACUAUGGAGCUACAACACAACGGAACAAUCAUCAACAAAAGAAACCCCUUUCAGGUUAGUAUACGGAUGUGAUGCCAUGCUACCUGUCAAAAUCUCUCUACAAACUCCCAGAACCACAAACAUUAACGAAAGCGACAACAUUAAAAACAGAAGACCUGAGCUUGACCUCAUCGUAGAAAAUCGAAACAAGUCAACACUACAACAACUCGGCACUAAGCGAGCUAUAGCUCGGAAAUACAAUAAGAAACUCAAACCAAGGAUACUCUGA